AUGUACAUCACUGGAUUCAUUACCAAUCAUAUCACCGACUUCAUCACCAUCUUCUUCAACAUCAUCUACAUCUUCUUCAACAUCUUGUGUCGAAAAGAAAUCUGCAAGUCCGAAGUGUUUGAACAUCAUAAUGAUGAUAUACCAUCAACCAAUGAAUCAGUCAACACUUAG
Messenger RNA from Acytostelium subglobosum LB1, 171 nucleotides. RefSeq lists its product as hypothetical. The transcript is spliced from 2 exons. Lineage: Eukaryota; Evosea; Eumycetozoa; Acytosteliales; Acytosteliaceae. Bases 1 to 171 code for a protein of 56 amino acids. The record is from RefSeq and is a predicted model, not a curated record.